CCAGGCCCAGCCGGCCCGGGUCAAAGAUCAAGAUCGCCGCCCAGGGGACGGAGACGUACCCUCAGCUUCGUGCCCCACGCAGCCCCCCCGCGGCGGCCGAGUGCGGCGCGGUCGCGAGGCGGCCGGUCGGGACUCAGGCCCGAGGGGGGCUCCCCGCGGGCGUCCUCCCCACGCUGAACGUUUCCGCGGGCAGCUCGGCGGGGGCGGGGUCCCCGGCGCAGGCCCGGCCGCGCGACGCGACCCCAAGCGCAGGGACAAAGGGCGCGGGCCGCGCGGCCCGGGGCGGAGGCUCCGGCGGGGGCGGGGAGCGGGCGCGGAGGCCGGGCCGGCCCUGGGCACCGGGCGCGCUUCCGCCGGCCGCCGCGCGCGCCGCGGUCCACGGGAGGCUCGGCGGCGGCGGCGGGGGCGGGGGCCGCGCAGCCGGGGAGUUUCAGGAACUGGCGGAGCGGGCGGCGGCCGGAGUCGCCGAGCGCCCACACUCGGGGCCGAGGCGGAGCUGCCGCCGCGCCGGGGCCCAGCCGCAGCUGCCCUCAGCGUCGCCUGCCCGCCUCCGGUCGACCGCGCGGCGCGGGAGAGUAGCCGGCCGUCCCGGGCCGGGGAUCCGCCCGCCAUGGCCACCAAGGCUCGGGUUAUGUAUGAUUUUGCUGCGGAGCCUGGAAAUAAUGAACUGACGGUCAAUGAAGGGGAAAUCAUCACAAUUACAAACCCGGAUGUUGGCGGAGGCUGGCUGGAAGGAAGGAACAGCAGGGGAGAGCGAGGCCUGGUCCCCACGGACUAUGUCGAAAUUUUACCCAGUGAUGGAAAAGACCCAUUUUCUUGUGGAAAUUCAGUGGCUGACCAAGCCUUCCUCGAUUCUCUGUCAGCGAGUACGGCUCACGCUAAUGCAUCAGCUGCCAACAGUAACAACCAGGUCGGCAGUGGCAGUGACCCCUGGUCAGCCUGGAGUGCCUCCAAACCUGGAAACUGGGACAGCACGGAUGGCUGGGGGGCCAAGCCGGAGGGGACGGCAGCUCCGAGAAGCACUGCCAAUAACUGGGACAGCGCCUUCGGUCACCCCCAGGCCUACCCGGGACCAGCCACUGGUGACGAUGACGACUGGGACGAAGACUGGGACGACCCCAAGUCAUCCUCUCCCUACUUCAAGGACUCAGAGGCGGCCGAAGCAGGAGGCGUUCAGCGUGGAAACAGUCGUCCUGGUGCCUCGUCCAUGAAGCUGCCGCUCAACAAGUUUCCUGGAUUUGCAAAGCCUGGGAUGGAACAGUAUUUGUUGGCUAAGCAACUAGCAAAACCCAAAGAGAAAAUCCCUAUCAUUGUCGGCGAUUACGGCCCGAUGUGGGUUUACCCUACCUCCACUUUCGACUGUGUGGUGGCGGACCCCAGGAAGGGCUCCAAAAUGUACGGGCUGAAGAGCUACAUCGAGUACCAGCUGACGCCCACUAAUACUAAUCGAGCUGUAAACCACAGGUAUAAGCACUUUGACUGGUUGUACGAACGUCUCCUGGUUAAGUUCGGGUCAGCCAUUCCCAUCCCUUCCCUUCCAGACAAGCAAGUCACAGGUCGCUUUGAGGAAGAAUUCAUCAAAAUGCGCAUGGAGAGGCUCCAGGCGUGGAUGACCAGGAUGUGUCGCCAUCCGGUGAUCUCGGAGAGCGAGGUUUUCCAGCAGUUCCUGAACUUCCGGGAUGAGAAGGAAUGGAAGACUGGGAAGAGGAAGGCCGAGAAGGAUGAGCUGGUGGGUGUCAUGAUAUUCUCCACCAUGGAACCAGAGGCCCCUGACUUGGACCUGACAGAGAUAGAGCAGAAGUGCGAUGCCGUCAGUAAGUUCACCAAGGCCAUGGACGACGGCGUGAAGGAGCUGCUGACCGUGGGGCAGGAGCACUGGAAGCGAUGCACGGGACCGUUACCCAAGGAGUAUCAGAAGAUAGGCAAGGCCCUGCAGAGCCUCGCGACGGUGUUCAGUUCCAGUGGCUACCAAGGUGAAACGGAUCUCAACGACGCGAUAACAGAAGCGGGAAAGACUUACGAAGAGAUCGCCAGCCUUGUGGCAGAACAGCCAAAGAAAGACCUGCACUUCCUGAUGGAGUGUAACCACGAGUACAAGGGCUUCCUGGGCUGCUUCCCCGACAUCAUCGGCGCACACAAGGGAGCAAUAGAAAAAGUGAAAGAAAGUGACAAAUUGGUGGCAACUAGUAAAAUCACCCCACAGGACAAACAGAACAUGGUGAAGCGCGUCGGCACAAUGUCCUACGCGUUGCAAGCCGAGAUGAACCACUUCCACAGCAACCGGAUCUAUGACUACAACAGCGUCAUCCGCCUGUACCUGGAGCAGCAGGUGCAGUUCUACGAGACGAUUGCAGACAAGCUGAGGCAGGCCCUCGGCCGCUUCCCGGUCGCGUAGGACAGAGCGAGACGCAGCGAGACCCCGCGGCGCUUCGUUCUGACUUGGGGCAGUGCGGUUUAAUACCCCCAUCAUCCAAAGGAAAGGAAGAGAACCAAAAAAUUAAUGGGGUUGCAAAAAAACGGCAUUUACACUAUGUACCAGCUUAAAUGCAUCGGUUAUACUGUUGUCUUCUCUUCAUUUCGACAUCCGUUCUUUAAGCCCGUGGAAAUUGUUUCUAUUUUUGGAAAGUACUUAAAAUCACCAAGAUUUUGAAUGGAAAAUUAGAGGUUUCCCCACUGAUAUUUUAUAUAAAAUUGUAAUUUUUAAGUCACCCAUAAUCUUCCAGUUCUUACCCAAGAUCAGAUAAUUACUAAAUGCUUUCUUAAAAAUAUGAAAUAUGCCAGAAUAAAAAAUAUGUUUGUA
Artibeus jamaicensis (Jamaican fruit-eating bat) is the source of this 2800-nucleotide messenger RNA. It is a transcript of the gene SNX9, whose product is annotated as sorting nexin 9. Gene Ontology annotation, cellular component: plasma membrane; cytoplasmic vesicle. Gene Ontology annotation, biological process: endocytosis; intracellular protein transport; endosomal transport. Bases 611 to 2395 code for a protein of 594 amino acids. Gene Ontology annotation, molecular function: phosphatidylinositol binding; protein binding. The transcript is spliced from 18 exons. The record is from RefSeq and is a predicted model, not a curated record. NCBI's taxonomy places the organism in Eukaryota, Metazoa, Chordata, Mammalia, Chiroptera, Phyllostomidae.